Messenger RNA from Frankliniella occidentalis (western flower thrips), 1293 nucleotides. Its product is annotated as ELMO domain-containing protein 2-like. NCBI's taxonomy places the organism in Eukaryota, Metazoa, Arthropoda, Insecta, Thysanoptera, Thripidae. Gene Ontology annotation, molecular function: GTPase activator activity. The transcript is spliced from 2 exons. The coding region runs from base 18 to 959 and encodes 313 amino acids. The record is from RefSeq and is a predicted model, not a curated record.
AAAGCGCUUUAAUUGAAAUGUUGUUUGGUUCGUUAUACUGGUAUGCAUUUUGGUUUUUCCGACCAUUAGUCAAGUGGUUUCUCAGAAAAACCACGAAGUUGUGUGAACUCCAACGAGUGUGCUAUGGUGAACCAAGCGGUGCAUCCAGAACCUUAGGUGUGGAAUUUUCUUUGGUUCACUCUAAAGUGCAAAGAAUUCAAGAAGUUGUGGGAAUGAUGAAUGAAAGAAGUGAAAAUUGUGAAUUUACUGGAAAGUUCUUGAAGUCAAAUAUCGAACUUGCUGUGAUUAGUUUAAUUCGUGUAAAGAAGAUUAAUCCCACCAUUCAUACCCAGUUCAUUAAAUCAUUCGGACGUACAGUGGAACAGAUCUGGGGAUAUAAACAACUAACAGUUGAGGUGGAAAAUCUGAGAAGAACGCCUUACGAUGCCUCGAAUCCUGAGCAUGAAGAUCUUCUGAUCGGUUUGUGGGAAAGACUUAAUCCAGAUAUACCGUUAGAGGCACGUAUCACCAAGCAGUGGCAGGAUAUUGGUUUUCAAGGUGAUGAUCCCAAAACAGAUUUUCGAGGAAUGGGUCUACUGGGCUUGCACAAUUUGUAUUAUUUUUCUGAUUACUACCAAAAAGUUGCGCAGCAUGUUUUACUACAUUCUCAGCAUCCUGUCAAUGGAUAUACUUUUGCAAUAGUUGGUAUUAAUCUAACGAGCCUAGCCUAUCAUCUUCUUCAAGAUGGAGCAGCCAAGACUCAUGUAUUCAAUUUUGUCAAAGGAAGUCCUGUUAUGAGACAUUUCCAUCAAUUGUACUGCUAUUUGUUCUGUGAAUUCGAUAGAUUUUGGUUUGAUUCAAAACCCAAAAGUAUUAUGGACUUCACUAGAAUAAUAGAUGCCUUUGAAGUUUCUAUUAGAUCCUCUCUUGCCAAUCCUCAAACUGUUUUCAGAAUAAACAUGCUUGUCGACACCAUCUGAAGCUCAUCUGAAGCUCUUUUGCUUGUACAAUGUAAAUCUCUAUUAUUCUAUCUAAGGACCACUCCAGUAAGAUAAUGAUUGGAUAAAGACUUUAUUUAUGUGUGGAACAAUAUUUAUUAUUAAAUUCUUUAUGUUACGACUAGACUAUUACUAUGGGGCCAAACUGAUAUUAAUUCUUAUGUAAAGUAGCUGAUUAACAAAAAUACCAAACGCAUAAUGACUGAGAUUUAUUGAGAACUGAUAUCUAGAAAAGGGACGCACUGUGGAAAAUUUAACAAAUGUCAAGUUUUAUGUACAUUUAUUUCAGCACCAAUAAAGAGUGAAAGUAACAAAA